This is a messenger RNA of Ziziphus jujuba (common jujube), 884 nucleotides long. Its product is annotated as MDIS1-interacting receptor like kinase 2-like. Bases 399 to 845 code for a protein of 148 amino acids. Gene Ontology annotation, molecular function: protein kinase activity; ATP binding. Gene Ontology annotation, biological process: protein phosphorylation. The transcript has 2 exons. The record is from RefSeq and is a predicted model, not a curated record. NCBI's taxonomy places the organism in Eukaryota, Viridiplantae, Streptophyta, Magnoliopsida, Rosales, Rhamnaceae.
AGAUAGUGUAUGAAAACAUAAUUGAAGCAACAGAGGAAUUCAACUCCAAAUAUUGCAUCGGAGAGGGAGGAACAGGGAGUGUUUACAAAGCAGAGUUAAGCACUGGUCAAGUUGUUGCUGUGAAGAAGCUUCAUGCUAACGCAGAUGGUGAUGAUCACGAGAUGUCUUAAUAUCGCAAAGCUUUUACAAGUGAGAUUCAAACAUUAACACAAAUAUGACAUCUUAACAUAAUUAAGUUAUAUGGGUUCUGUUCACAUCCAAGACACUCUCUUUUGGUUUAUGAGUUCAUAGAAGGUGGAAGCUUGCGAAAUGUAUUGAAAAAUGAAGAAGAAGCAACAGCAUUUGGCUGGAGCAAAAGGAUAAUCGUUGUAAAAGGUGUGGCAGAUGCAUUAUCUUAUAUGCACCAUGACUGUUCGCCAUCAAUAAUCCAUCGAGACAUAUCAACCCAAAAUAUUCUGCUAAAUGCAGAACGUGAUCAAACUUAUGUUUCUGAUUUUAGGAUCGCCAGAAUUCUCAAUCCGGACUCAUCCAACUGGACUUCGUUUGCUGGAACUUUUAGAUAUGGUGCUCCAGAACUUGCUUAUAGGAGGGAAGUGAAUGAGAAAUGCGAUGUGUAUAGCUUUGGAGCUGUGACGUUGGAAGUACUUGGGGGUAGGCAUCUAGGAGAUCUCAUUUCAUCUCUUUCCUCUUCGUUAUCCUCAUCAUCAUCUAAAACACCAGCUUACCAUCAAGUAGCAGUAAUGGAUUUUUUGGACAAGCAAUUAUCCCCUCCAUCGGAUCAAGAGGCUAGGAAAGUGCUCUAUCUUGCUAAGGUUGCAUUUACAUGCUUGAAUGGCACUCCAUAGUCUCGUCCAACAAUGAAACAUAUUGCUCAGAAGCUUUCA